AAGGUCCGUACAGCAUGUACCGGAAGUUGGUUGUUGUGUGCGUUCGUCACAUUGUUCCCCCAAGGUGAUUGAGAAUUUACACAGGAAGGGAGACAUGUCGAACGCUUUAUGGCAGACUCUGAGGAGGAAUAAGACCCUCCGUUUUGGGGUGCCCAUGUUGCUGCUUAUCGUUGGCGGCUCGUUUGGCCUCCGGGAAUUUACACAGAUCCGCUACGAUGCUCAAAAUUUAAAAAGAAGGAUCGACCCGUCCUUGGAAAAAAUAGUCAGCAAGAAAAACAUUACCCUGGAAUCGGAGUUUGAGAAAAUUAAAGACGUGAAAUACGACGACUGGAAAAAUAUACGAGGCCCUCGCCCGUGGGAAGAUUCAAAGCCCUUCCAAGAUCAACAAAGAGAAGACCUCUCUAAAAACGCCUAGGCACGUCUUUCACUAAAUUCAGAGAAAAGCUGGGGGCCAGAACCUCCAGCCAUGGGAAACUACUGGUAAUUGUCUUCUUCACGAGAUCGACAGAGGAAGACAUUAUUCCUGAGGAUUCUUUGAUCCAUACAUUUUAAUUUCACAGGCCACAGGUGAUGUGUAGAGGCUCUCCACGAUGAUCACGCCUCAGCGGCCACAAAUUUGUCGGUGGAGUUUUUCAGCCCAAGGAACCUCGUUGAAGCGUGAACGCCCGCCUGUGAUUAUAUGCUUGUUUUCUGAGAUAUGUUCAUGGUUCUUAUUAAACGUUUUUAUGCCAUCCUUGAAA
Messenger RNA from Spea bombifrons (plains spadefoot toad), 740 nucleotides. Its product is annotated as cytochrome c oxidase assembly protein COX16 homolog, mitochondrial. The transcript is spliced from 4 exons. The coding region runs from base 95 to 415 and encodes 106 amino acids. NCBI's taxonomy places the organism in Eukaryota, Metazoa, Chordata, Amphibia, Anura, Pelobatidae. Gene Ontology annotation, cellular component: mitochondrial inner membrane. Gene Ontology annotation, biological process: mitochondrial respiratory chain complex IV assembly. The record is from RefSeq and is a predicted model, not a curated record.